AGGUACAUCAAGUCUCUCCUCAUCCUGCCCGUUGCCAUGGUCAACUGGAAGAUCAUGUGCUUCUUUAUGGUUGUGGUCAUCACAUCGGGUCUUUCAGUGCUGCAGUUCUGGGAUGACUUCCAGAAGGGGUUCACCUACCGCAAGAAGGACAACGUAGGGACAUCAGGACAAAACCACACUACAGCCAAAAUGCCUACUGAAGGCCACGUAGAUGCUAACCCUAAACUGUCCGAUGGUAAAAACAAAGAGGUGCUUCCUUUGUGUCCCAUGACCUCCCCUCUUAUAGGCGGGGCGAUCAACGUGAGCUUCCCGUCAGAACUCACCCUCGACCAAGUGGAGCAGAAAUACCCACAUGUGGAACUCGGUGGACGUUACCGCCCGCAUGACUGCCAGGCGAGGCACCGCACGGCCAUCAUCAUCCCACACAGGGACCGCGAGCACCACCUAAAGAUCUUGCUUUACUACCUGCAUCCUUUCCUGCAGCGGCAGCAGCUUGAGUACAGCAUCUAUGUCAUUCACCAGGCUGGGAACUACACAUUUAACAAGGCCAGGCUGAUGAACGCCGGCGUCCGGGAGGCCAUGCAAGAGGAGAAAUGGGAGUGUCUCUUUUUCCACGACGUGGACCUGAUUCCAGAGGAUGACCGCAACAACUAUGUGUGCGAAUCAAACCCCAAACACGCCGCCAUCGCCAUCAACAAGUUUGGCUACAGGCUUCCAUACCGGAGGUACUUUGGAGGAGUGACUGCUUUCACGCCUCUCCAAUACAGCAAAAUUAACGGUUUUCCCAACAACUACUGGGGCUGGGGUUGCGAGGACGAUGACAUUGGGCUCAGGGUCUCUUUGGCGGGAAUGCGCGUAAUACGUCCGUCCAUGGAGGUGGGACGCUACAAAAUGAUUAGACAUGGUCGGGACAAAGGCAACACUGCCAACCGGCUGAGAUACAGAUAUCUGGCAGAGACACCUGUGGCGUGGAAGAAGGACGGGAUGAACACAACAGAGUAUGAGGUUCUCUCCCGGAAGCGCCUUCCCCUCUACACCAACAUCACAGUCAAUGUCGGCACAGAGGCCGGCCUGCAUCUGCCGCCUUAGUAGACGCCACCACCGGACUCUCAAGUCACAGAGGCCAGCCGUGUUACCAAACCUGUGAAAUCAUAAAAGAAGCUA
Entelurus aequoreus (snake pipefish) is the source of this 1164-nucleotide messenger RNA. Its product is annotated as beta-1,4-galactosyltransferase 3-like. The record is from RefSeq and is a predicted model, not a curated record. Gene Ontology annotation, molecular function: glycosyltransferase activity. The transcript is spliced from 7 exons. Gene Ontology annotation, biological process: carbohydrate metabolic process. The coding region runs from base 37 to 1089 and encodes 350 amino acids. Lineage: Eukaryota; Metazoa; Chordata; Actinopteri; Syngnathiformes; Syngnathidae.